Messenger RNA from Arachis duranensis, 945 nucleotides. RefSeq names its product 2-hydroxyisoflavanone dehydratase. The record is from RefSeq and is a predicted model, not a curated record. Lineage: Eukaryota; Viridiplantae; Streptophyta; Magnoliopsida; Fabales; Fabaceae. Gene Ontology annotation, molecular function: hydrolase activity.
AUGGCUUCUUCCACUGCCAAAAAGAUAGUCUCUGAGAUCCCCACCUGGAUCCGUGUCUACGACGACGGCACCGUCGAACGCCCUCGAAGCUUUCCACUGGUGCCACCUUCCCUUGAUGAUCCUGUAACCGGUGUCUCAUCAAAGGACAUAAUCAUCUCACAAAACACCAAACUCUCUGCACGCCUCUACCUUCCAAAGCUUGACAAUGACAAAGUGAAACUCCCCAUCUACAUCUACUUCCAUGGUGGUGGAUUCUUCUUUGAAUCCCACCGGAACACCCUCUUCCUGCAUGUUACCACGACUGUUGGGACGCUUUACAAUGGGUUGCAUCUCAUGCUUCCAAAAGCACCACCAACCGAGCCAUGGUUGACUGAUCAUGGUGAUUUUGACAAGGUUUUCAUAGGAGGUGACAGUGCCGGUGGCAAUAUUGCCCAUAACAUAGCCAUGCGUGCAGGGCUUGAGUCUUUGCCUUGUGCUGUUACAAUAUCAGGUGCUAUUUUAUCCCACCCUUAUUUCUGGGGCUCGCAACCUGUUGGAUCAGAAAGUGUUACGAAUCUGGAGCAGAAUAUGAACCGUUUGAUUUGGAAGUUAGUGUACCCUUGUGCACCUGGAGGGAUUGAUAACCCAAUGAUCAACCCAAUGGGUCCAGGUGCACCCAGCUUAGCUGGACUUGGGUGUUCCAAGGUUCUUGUGCUUGUUGCUGGCAAGGAUGAUUUAAGGGACAGAGGGCUUUGUUAUUACGAAGCUGUGAACAAGAGUGGGUGGCAAGGGAAGAUACAGCUCUUUGAAGACAAGGAUGAGAAUCAUGUUUUUUAUUUGUUCAAUUCGGAAUCUGACACCGCCACUCAAUUGAUCAAACGCAUGGCUUCUUUUCUCCUCGUAUUAUGUAGUAGUAUACUAUGUAUUUCCUUUCUUAAAUGCUGGCUUGAAAUAUCUGUGUUUUGA